Molecule: messenger RNA, 5452 nt
Organism: Vespa crabro (European hornet)
Lineage: Eukaryota; Metazoa; Arthropoda; Insecta; Hymenoptera; Vespidae
Gene: DAAM
Product: disheveled-associated activator of morphogenesis 1
Exons: 12
Coding region: 1103-4465 (1120 amino acids)
Biological process (GO): positive regulation of actin filament polymerization; actin cytoskeleton organization
Molecular function (GO): small GTPase binding; actin binding
Source: RefSeq, a predicted model, not a curated record
UUUUUUCUCAAAACUUUUUAGGUUAAUUUUUUUUCCGGAUUAAAUCUAAGGACUUUUAGCCCACUUUGUAUACACCCAUUAAAAUACCACAAAAGUUUGCAUAAAUGGAUCGAUUGAUCGAUCUCGUGACUCAAUUUCCGUAUAUCGCGGAAGAGACUCUCAUUCGUUCGAUGAGAAUCGUCGUCAAGGUCGACGAUCCACUACAAGGAAUGGCAAUAAACUUCGUUCCUUUUCCCCUCCAGCAUUCUCCUGUUCCCUUCUCUUUCCCCGUGUCUCCUAAUCUGAAGACGAAGGACGGAAAAAAUAUCCAGCAGCAGUCGUACGCUUCAUUUUUCUUUUUGAAAAACCAGUCGUAUCCAGCAGCAGGAGCAGCAGCAGCAGCAGCAGCAGCAGCAACAGCAGCAGCAGCAGCAGCGGUAGCGAGAGUAGCGGCAGCAGCGGCGGCAACGGCACCAACGGCGGCUUCUAGAAGAGACAAGAUUGCAUUCCGAUGCAAGACUUCUGUGGUAUCUUGAGGCGAACAAGGACAACAACGAUUCGCUAAAUGAUAUCGCUUAACUAACCUUUUACGAAACUCGAGUUACUUUCGAUUUAAUUUGUUUUAGGACAUUUAGCAUCUUGGAGAGAAAUAAAAUUGAAAAAAAAAAAAUUGAUUUUCCUAUUCAUAAAAUGUUUCGUUAACAAACGACAUUUUUUAGGUCAGUAACAUUUUUAAAGAAGUAACUACAUAGUUAGUUAUUUCUCGAUCGAAGGAGAGUCCUCUGAGUCGAAGUAGGUCCCCCCUUCCUUCUUAAGGAGACCUGGGAGAACCACCUGUAGACUGCUCGAGAGGUGUUGUGUUUUCACCUGGCAGUCGAAGCUGCGAUCGCGAGCGAACCGGUGUUCCGAUAUUCUCCUCGCUUUCUUUUAGAUAUUGGAGAAGUUUAAUCAUUCGAUCAUUGAGAAAACUCGAUGAAUGAACUCGAGAGGACGAAAAAAUCAAUUUAAAAAUCAUCACGAGUGAAGAAUAAACAUGAUCCAAUGUGUGAUUUAACGAAUAAAAUUAUUAUUUCAAUCGUGAAGUGUUUUGAACAAUUUUCCAAGAGGAAAAGUGUAAUUUAACAUGGAAACUGUCCUUGAAAAAAUGGGCAAGCUCAAUCUGAGGAUUCCGAGCUGUCCUGUAAAGAGUCCACAACCACUGAAGGAGUUUGUCGGCCGCUGUCAAACGAUGCCAUCGAGAGUGAAGAAGUCUUUUUGCGGUUGCCUCCAAGAUGACGAACCACCGGAAAUCACGUACUGUGUGGUGGAACACACUGGUACGCUCACGCUUCAAGCAAUGACACCGACUUUGCCGAUGCCAGCUGAAGAAGAAUUGAACAAGAUGUUCCUUGAGUUGGUCGACGAGCUCGAUUUGACGCAAGCUAAUCGACAAGCAGUUUUGGCACUUCCGGCUAAUAAGAAAUGGCAGAUAUAUUGUUCGAGAAAGGGAAAUGGAACGCUUGAAAAUGGAGGCUUGAGAACCACUGAUCUUAGCGGGGAUCCUGACGAUUAUAUCGAUAGGAUCAGGACAAUUGCAAGUAGUCAAUAUCCAGAGGAAGGAGAAGAUGCAGCGAUACGAAUGCGUCAAGUAGAAGCUUUGAAGACAGCUCUGAGAACGCAACCGCACAGCUUCGUCCUAAGGUUCAUCGAACUUGAUGGUUUGAACGCUUUACUGCAGGUUCUAGAAAGAAUGGACGUGGAGGCAGCCAAUAGCAAUCUUCACACAAGCGUGAUAGGUUGUUUAAAAGCUUUGAUGAACAAUUCGAAUGGCAGGGCACAUGUGCUGGCACAUCCCACAGCAAUCAAUACCAUAUCUCAAUCGCUCGCAACGGAGAACAUAAAAACAAAAAUUUCAGUAUUGGAAAUACUCGGUGCAGUUUGUUUGGUACCUGGUGGUCAUCGUAAAGUUUUAGAAGCUAUGCUACAUUUUCAACAUUAUCAUUCCGAGAGAACACGUUUCCAAAGUAUAAUAAAUGAUCUCGACAAAAAUUUUGGUAUCUACAAGGACAAUCUCUCUCUCAAAACGGCUAUAAUGUCCUUCAUCAACGCCGUCCUUAAUUAUGGGCCCGGUCAAGUAACUUUAGAAUUUAGACUCCAUCUCAGAUACGAAUUGCUCAUGCUCGGCAUUCAACCGAUUAUUGAAAAAUUGAGGAAAUAUGAGAAUGAGACGCUCGACAGGCACCUUGAUUUUUUUGAAAUGGUUCGUAACGAGGACGAGAAGGAAUUGGCUAGGAAGUUUGAAAAGGAACACGUGGACACUAAAAGCGCAACGACCAUGUUUGAUUUAUUGAGGCGAAAACUCAGUCACACGGCAGCUUAUCCUCAUCUUCUCAGUUUAUUACAACAUUGUUUACUGUUACCACUCGAUUAUGGUUCGCACCCACAACAUUGGCUACUUUUCGAUCGAAUCGUCCAACAAAUUGUCUUACAGACUGAAGGAAACGAAACAGGGAUAGCAAAAAAUCCUGACAUCGCACCAAUCGAUAUCAACGUGAAGGAAAUCGUUCAUUUAUUGGCCAAAGAAGAGGAAUUAGUUGCUGCCAGAAAGAAAGCUGAAGAAUUGGAACGUGAAAAUUCUGAUAUGUCAACGAGAUUGGCUAAGAAGGAACAAGAACUUGAUUUACGAACACAAGAGAAGGAGGACAUGGAGGCAAGUUUGGCAAGGAUCAAGGAACGUCUGGAAAAAGAAACCUCGAUGCAUAUAGAGACGAAACAGAGAAUAUCAGAGUUACAGGAUAAUCUCGAGAUUUUGUCGCGACAAAUUAAUAACGAAAAGUCCGAGAGGAAACGAUUGGAACAAUUGGUAGCAUCGGGAAGUUUACCGGACGAUGCCAAAGCUACUUUAAAGAUCGUAGACGAUGAGGUUCUUGAAAAAGUCGAAGCCAAACCGAUGCCACCUCCGCCGCCUCCACCGCCUUUGGCACCGCCUCCUCCACCUUGUUUAAUGCCAGCUGCUCCACCUCCGAUGAAGGUUGAGAUAGUAAAAAACGUUCCUCAACCAAGCAAUCCAUUGAAAUCCUUCAAUUGGUCGAAGAUACCAGAACAGAAACUCCAAGGUACGAUUUGGUCCGAGCUAGACGAUACAAAAUUAUACAACGUCAUGGAUUUAGAAUCGAUCGACAAGAUCUUUUGUGCCUAUCAGAAGAACGGUGUAUCCGCUGAAGGUUCCAUCGAAGAUCUACGUACUUUGGGAAAGAAUAAGAAAACUAUGUCGGUGAUCGACUCGAGAAGAGCACAGAAUUGUACGAUAUUAUUGUCGAAACUUAAAUUGUCUGACAACGAGAUCACCAGAACGAUACUGUCGAUGGACCAACAGAAUAUACUACACAUUGACAUGGUCGAACAAUUAUUAAAAUACAUUCCUUCGUCGGAAGAAGCUGCUCUUUUAGAUAUGCAUCAAAAGGAAUUACAAAAUAGGGCUGAUUGUUUCCUCUAUCAGAUUUCAAAAGUUCCUCACUACGAACAGAGACUUAGAUCGUUACACUAUAAAAAGAAAUUCUCAGCUAGUAUAGCAGAAUUAACACCAAGAAUGAGAGCGGUUCUUGAAGCUAGUCGUCAAGUUGCAAGAUCUAGAAGACUCAGGAAAUUAUUAGAACUGGUUCUAGCUCUUGGGAAUUAUGUAAAUCGCGGAAAUGCUCGCGGUAAUGCUUGUGGAUUUCGAUUAGCUUCUUUGAAUCGUCUAGUUGAUACGAAAUCUUCUUGCUCAAAAGGCACCACUCUUUUACACUAUCUCGUACAAAUCCUUGAAUCAAGGUUCCGUGAAGUUUUAGAUAUUGAAGAAGAUAUGCCGCAUGUUAGGACAGCUGCUAGAGUUAGCAUGGCUGAUCUUCAAAAAGAAGUGGCUAACUUGAAGAAUGGUUUGCAAGACGUUCAAAGGGAAAUUGAAUUUCAUCGAGGCCAAUCUCAGGUAUUGCAAGGUGACAUGUUUUUACCAGCUAUGAGAGACUUCCAGGCGCAAGCCACAUGUAGAUUAGCCGAAGCUGAGGACUUGUUCCAAGAUAUGAAGACUAGAUUUGACCGAGCUGUUAGACUAUUCGGUGAGGAUUCUGCGGGUGUACAACCAAACGAAUUCUUUGGUAUAUUCGAAAACUUCCUUCAAGCGCUUGCUGAAGCUAGACAAGAUGUUGAAAACAUGAGAAAGAAGAUCGAGGAAGAAGAACGUCGUGCUAAACAGGAACAAGAGCUGCGAAAAAGGACAAUGGAAAGAAAAAAUUCUCGUGAAGGAAUAUUAAACAGUAUAUCAUUAAGUAAAAAGAACGAAGCUAAUGGUAAUCAAGGAGACAACAAAGGUGAAUUCGACGAUCUAAUUUCUGCGCUUCGUACCGGAGAUGUUUUUGGCGAAGACAUAGCCAAAUUUAAAAGAUCUAAACGUAGGCCGGUAACACCAUGUGGUCAAGAAUCACGUAGGCAUAGCGCUCAUAGGGAAGAUUCACGAGAACGACAUUAGACUGUACGGAAUUUAUUUUUAUUCAAGGAUAACAAAAAACAUAAGAUAAAAAGAAGAAGAAAGAGAGAUAGAGAGAGAGAGAACAAGUUCAUCAAAUUUCGAUACUAAUUACAUCGAAAUAUGACUUCAAAACUCUUUUAAAAGGAUAAACUCGAAUGUCAAUGAGAAUCCUAAUGAUUAAUAACUACCCUAACUUGUGAUUAUAAUUUUAGAAAUGACGAGUCUUUAUAUAAAUUAUAUUUCACGAUCGGUGCUACGUUGAUCGUUUCCUAACAUAAUUCACAGACUGCGUAGAUAGAUUGUAUUCGCUUUUUAAAAUCAAAGAGAGAGAGAAUGAAGAUCCGGUAUUAAAAUAUGAAUUAUAAGAAUCGAUUUUCUUUGUAUAUAGAUCAUAAAGUUUUCAUGUUUGUUUAGAAAAAAGAAAUGUUCAGACCAAAAAAUCUUACCAGCUAAUACGAAUCAAAAAUACUUUAUCGAUGUUGAUACUAAACAAAAAAGGGACUGAUAUAAUUGUAACCAUUUUUUUUUCUUUUUAACCAAUGUUAUUCAUUCAACAGGAAAAAUAUUGGAAAAAUGGAGGCCUAUAAUCACAGCAUUUGUUGUGUCGAGUAAUCCACAAGUCUGAAUUUUCUAUUGUUGUAUUAAAAAAAAAAAAAAAAUAUACACCGAGAAUUUAUCAUCGUCAAAUUUUGACAAUAGAAUUCGAUGUUUAGAGACGAAAAAAGAAUAGAAGAGACGAAAGAAAAUGGAAAUUAGUAAAUCGCGCUGUAUAGAAAUCGGUGUUUUGUAAGCUUUUGUACUUUUGUAAAUAUACACUAAUAUCGAUGUUUAUUUCUCGCAAAAAAUCUUUUUUUUAAGAAAACUUUUUUCUCGCGAGAAUCUCGAUAUCUGAUUUAAUAUAUUAAUUAUGUAUUACACGUCUCUUACUGAUAUCACUAUGUAUUAAUAUUUGAAAAAAAUAUAUCUAAUAAAAGAGUAAGAUACGAA